Molecule: messenger RNA, 751 nt
Organism: Triticum urartu
Lineage: Eukaryota; Viridiplantae; Streptophyta; Magnoliopsida; Poales; Poaceae
Source: RefSeq, a predicted model, not a curated record
CCUUCCAGUACACCACGUCCGCCGCCGGUGAAUGCCCUCCGCAAGGACUGCGCCUAGCCCCUCUGCUCCGGCGCUCCUCGGCCGUCCCUGGCCCUCUGCCUGGUCGCCAGGGACGUGCUGCUCCGCGCCUGCUCCAGCCGGGGGCCGCCGCCCGCCGCGCCGGCUCUGGCCCUUUGCUCCGACCAAUCCCGGUGCUGCUCGCCUGCUCGGCCGAACUCUGUCGCCCAAGACUUGCUGUCAACAAACUACAAGCAGGCUGGGACAAGGGACAAUUGGCUUCUUCAAGAAGGUAGAAGACGCCGUCCACCCUGUGUCACCGUCGCCAGAAGGUAGAAGACGCCGUCCACUCCUGUUCAGCCACUGCACCAUCGUCCAGCACCUCAAGGCCGACAUCGCCUGGAGCUCCUGUUCAAGAUUUCAGAUCCAGAGAUGAGUACUGAAACUACUUGAUGCUAAGAUUUAGACUGAAGUUACUGUCAAAACUGUCAAUUUUCUCCUUGAUGUGAGCAUUUAUAGUUUGAUCCAGAGAUUCAGCCAAAUUGUCCAUUUAACAGAAGUUAGGUUCAUAACUGAUCCCUAGCUAUCAAAAUUUAGUUAAUCAAACUGUAACAAAUUGUCCAUUUAACAAAACUUAGGUUCAUACCUGAUCACUAACUGACAAAACUGAGAAGUGUACUCCUGGAGUACUCCUGCUUGGAAUAUUUUCCAUUUUGAAACUAAGAUCUGCUUGGAGCAUUUUCAGUUUGCAAAA